Molecule: messenger RNA, 1044 nt
Organism: Diatraea saccharalis (sugarcane borer)
Lineage: Eukaryota; Metazoa; Arthropoda; Insecta; Lepidoptera; Crambidae
Source: the annotation of a GenBank genome assembly
CGCAGGGUCAUCAAUAGAUCGAUGACCAAUUAGAAAGAGAUAAUUUCCUAUAUAUUUCGUAAUUACGCUCAGAGCCUCAAUUACGCUAAUAUCCUUUGUGAGCUCAAACAACACAAGGGAUAUUUUUAUUUUCAACUAGUUAUUCUGAAAGUAUCUAUUGUUGAAAACCUGUUUAAUAAGUGGGAUCUUGCAUUUACAAAUUCAAAUUGAUGAGCCGUUCUCCACUACUUGAUAGAUCCACGUCCUGGUCGGAUACUAAUUUGAUAAAACGUCGUCGUUAAUAUGGAGACGACUAUGACUCAUUAUCAGCUUUUAAAACGGAAAUGCGUGAAUUGUUUGAGACAUUUCAAAAGUUUGGUAUAUUAUAUAAAUGUUUGGAAGAUGGAAGACUGGAUAUUGGAAGACCAAGAAAUAGAAAAAUCUUUCGAAUUUCUAUCAGGACAACUAAAAGAUAUGCAAACAAAAAUUGAUGGUCUCGAAAACCAGCGCAAAGAAAUUUCCUCACAAAUUUUGCACAUCGAGGAGAAAUGUGAGUUUCUAGAGAAAAAUAGUAAGAAAACUUAUAAACAAAUCAAAUAUGUACCGCGGCCUGAAAUAGAAAUGAAAGAAAUGUUAUACAAAUAUGUGUCCAACCAUGCAAAAACACUGGACAUUACACUACAACCUGGUGAAUUGCGCGAUGUAUAUCGUUUGCCAAACAAAAAGGAACCGAAGAAGCCAACAAUUAUCGCCGAGCUGGAGCUGUCUGAUACCCUAAUCAAAAAUAAAAUUAUAAGUGCUGCAAGAAAGCUAAACAAAUACCGAAAACUUAAUGUCAACAGCCUCGGGAUAGCUAAUGAUACUUCUACUAUAUACCUUUCAGAGUACCUAACUUCAAAGGCUCGACGCUUACAUUUUCUCGUCCGAGAAUUUGCAAAAUCAAAAAACUUUCAGUUUUGUUGGACCUCUGGUGGAAAUGUCUACCUCAAGAAAAAAGAAGAAAGCGAGUCUAUUAUGGUCAAAAAUGUAGCACAGCUUAACACUAUACAAGCACAAACUUUAUAG